Carassius gibelio (silver crucian carp) is the source of this 7173-nucleotide messenger RNA. Its product is annotated as netrin receptor DCC-like. Bases 420 to 4751 code for a protein of 1443 amino acids. Gene Ontology annotation, cellular component: membrane. Gene Ontology annotation, biological process: cell-cell adhesion. Lineage: Eukaryota; Metazoa; Chordata; Actinopteri; Cypriniformes; Cyprinidae. The transcript is spliced from 29 exons. The record is from RefSeq and is a predicted model, not a curated record. Gene Ontology annotation, molecular function: protein binding.
GAAAGUAACAGGAACCAAACCUUUAUUUCCAGCGUAAAGCUUCAUAAAACAAAAGUAAAAACGCAACCGUGCCGGUGUCUCGCGCGCACACGGGCUCCGUGAGUGUCUAGUGGCACGGUCCGGUGUCGGGGAAUCCGGUUCCAGGAUCCAGGUUGACUCUGUUCCGGGUUUUCGCCCCGCCCUCUUCUGAUCAAUGAAACUCAUCGCGCACAGUGAGCGAGCGGCGCGGCGCGUCAGUCAGAGGAGAGGAACCAACGCGCGUGUGUCUGUCCGCGUCACCGGGAUCGAGGAUGGAGACUCGCGCUGUUUAACGGCUCGGUAACGCUCGCGCUGAUCUCUUCCAUUCACGGGAGCGGAGGAUCCUCCGUCGUGCGGAUUGAUUGAUUGAUUAAUAUCGGAUUUAACGGAUUUUGAUCCCGAUGAUCAUGGGCUGCGUCACUGGAGAUAUUCCCCGGAGCAGACUUUACGCACUCCUCAUCGGGCUGCACGUCCUCUCCGGUGUCUCCAUCACGCACGGCUCGGACGCCCGGCGGUCUUUCGUGGAGCUGCGGUUCGUGCUGGAGCCUCAGGACUCGGUGACGGUUCGGGGCGGUGUGCUGCAGCUGGACUGCGAGGCGCGCUCGGAUCAGGGCGUUCCGGUCAUCUCCUGGAAGAAGGACGGUGUUCUGCUGAGCGCGGUGGUGGACGAGCGCAGACGGCUGCUGUCCAACGGGUCGCUCCUGGUGCAGAACGUGCUGCACUCGCGUCACCACCGGCCGGACGAGGGCUCGUAUCAGUGCCUGGCCACGCUGGAGGGCCUCGGAGCCAUCGUCAGCCGCACCGCUAAAGUCACCGUCGCCGGUCCUCUGCGAGUGGUGGUCCCCACCGAGUCGGUCUCGGCUCAUCUGGGUGACACGGCACUUCUGCGCUGUGAGGUGACCGGUGAGCCUAUGCCUGUGGUGCGCUGGCAGAAGAACAGGGAGGACCUGCCCUUGACCUUUGACCCUGACAGCAGAGUGGUCAUCUUACCCUCCGGCUCUCUGCAGGUCAGCAGGGUCCAGCCGCCGGACUCGGCCACAUACCGCUGCUUAGCAGAGAACCCCAGCAGCUCCCGCAGCGGCACAGACGCAGACCUGCGCGUCAUACCGGAGCCUGGAGUAGCGCGAGCGCUGACGUUCCUCCAGAGGCCUCAGAAGGUCACGGCUCUUCAGGGCAGGGAUGCGGUUCUAGAAUGUUCCGCCUCUGGUUUUCCCAACCCCUCGUUCUUCUGGAUGAGAGGAGACGAGCUGAUCCAGAGCAGAUCAAAGAAGUACUCUCUCCUGAGCGCCAGCAACCUUCUGAUCAGCAGCGUCACAGACGACGACUCGGGAACAUACACCUGCGUCGCUCACAACAGACAGCAGAACAUCUCAGCGUCCUGCGAGCUCUCCGUGCUCGUGCCUCCUCAGUUCCUCAGCUUCCCGUCCAACACGUAUGCGUAUGAAAGCACGGACAUCGAGAUGGAGUGUGCCGUGACGGGAAACCCGCAGCCCACCGUCCGCUGGGUGAAGAACGGAGAGGCCGUCAUUCCCAGCGACUACUUCCAGAUCGUGGAGGGCGGUCAUCUCCAGAUUCUGGGUCUGGUUCGCUCAGAUGAGGGUUUCUAUCAGUGCAUCGCUGAGAACGAGGCGGGAAACAGUCAGGCGAUGGCUCAACUCAUCCUGCUGCAGCCCGUGUCCCCGAGCUCAGGCGCCCUCCCCUCCGCCCCCCGUGAUGUGGCCCCCGUCCUCGUGUCCAGCCGUUUCGUGCGCCUCGGCUGGCGCCCCCCAGAGGAGCCGCGAGGGACCGUCCUGACCUACGCCGUCUUCUUCUCUGAGGAGGGAAUCAACAGGGAGCGCAGCCUGAACGUGACGGAGGCCGAGGGUCUGCAGCUGACGGUCAGUAAUCUCCGGCCGGAGGUCUCGUACUCCUUCAGAGUGCUGGCGUAUAAUGAGCAGGGGCCCGGAGAGAGUUCAGAGGUCAUCCGACUGUCCACUCAACCAGAGCUUCUGGUUCCUGGUCCAGUGGAGAACCUGCGGGCAGAAGCUGCGUCUGCUUCGUCCAUCCAGGCGUCCUGGGAUCCUCCGUCCCACACCAGCGGUCCGGUGCAGAGCUACAGACUGCUGUGGACCGAGACCUCCACUGGCAAAGAGCAGAACGUGGAGGUGGUGGGUCAGAGCUACAGGAUGGAGGGCCUGAAGAAGUUCACCGAGUAUUCGUUACGAGUGCUGGCGGUCAAUCGACACGGUCCGGGCCUCUCUGAUAAACACAUGCUCAUCACCACGCUCUCAGACGUGCCCAGCGCUCCACCGCAGAACGUCUCACUGGAGGUCGUCUACUCACGGAGCAUUAAGGUGAGCUGGCAGCCGCCGCCUGCAAACACGCAGAACGGAUUCAUCACCGGAUACAAGAUCCGCCACCGCAAAAUGGGCCGGCGGGGGGAACAGGAAGCCAUCGAACCCAACAACCUCUGGUACCUGUUCACCGGAUUGGAGAAAGGCAGCCAGUACAGCUUCCAGGUGGCAGCGAUGACGGUCAAUGGCACGGGGCCCAGCAGCGAGUGGCACACGGCCGAGACGCCGGAGAACGACCUGGACGAAACUCAAGUUCCCAACCAGCCGAGCUCUCUGCACGUGCGUCCGCUGCCCAACAGCAUCAUCAUGAGCUGGACGCCGCCGCUCAACCCCAACAUCCUGGUGCGCGGAUACAUCAUCGGCUACGGAGUGGGCAGCCCAUACGCCGAGACCGUGCGAGUGGACAGCAAGCAGCGCUACUACUCCAUCGAGAACUUAGAGCCCAGCUCUCAUUACGUCAUCUCUCUGAAGGCCUUCAAUAACGCGGGUGAAGGAGUUCCUCUGUACGAGAGCGCGGUCACCAGAUCCAUGUCAGACCCCUCAGACACGUCCGAUGACGAUCUGUUCCAUCUGUUUGAUAAAUUCCCUACCCCGAUCCCAGACACGUCCACGCCCAUGAUUCCUCCCGUAGGUGUGCAGGCCGUGGCGCUCACGUCCGACUCUGUGCGGGUCAGCUGGGCCGAUAACUCCAUUCCCAAGAACCAGAAGACCUCGGAGGUGCGCUACUACUCCGUCAAGUGGAAGACCAGCCACUCCACCAGCGGCAAAUACAAGUCGGCUGAUACUACAGCUCUCAGUCACACCGUCACGGGUCUGAAGCCCAACACCAUGUACGAGUUCUCCGUCAUGGUGACUAAAGGACGCAAGUCCAGCACAUGGAGUAUGACGGCACACGCCACCACAUACGAAGCAGCGCCGAGCUCCGCCCCUAAGGACUUGACUGUGAUUGGCCGAGAGGGACGUCCACGAGCCAUUUUGAUUAGCUGGCAGCCGCCGCUAGAAGCUAACGGUCGAAUCACAGGUUAUAUCCUGUACUACACACUGGACAAGAACAUGCCCAUCGACGACUGGGUGAUGGAGCCCAUCGGUGGAGACCGCCUCACACACCAGGUCAUGGACCUCAACCUGGACACCGUCUACUACUUCCGCAUCCAGGGCAAGAACGCUAAAGGAGUGGGGCCGCUGUCGGAGCCGGUGCAGUACAGGACGGCCAAAGUUGAGCAUCCUGACAAGAUGGCCAAUGAUCAAGGUCGCCAUGGAGACAGCGGUUACUGGCCUCCUGAUAAUAACCUGCUGGACAUGAGCAGUCUGAACGAGCCUCCGAUCGGUCAGAUGCGUCCUCCUCAUGGCAGCGUGACGCCGCAGAAGAACAGCAACCUGCUGGUGAUCAUCGUUGUUUCCAUAGGAGCCGUUACCGUGGUGGUGGUGGUGAUCGUCGCCCUGAUCUGCACCCGCCACUCGUCCGCCCAGCAGAGGAAGAAGCGUGCGACACACAGCGCAGGGAAGCGGAAGGGCAGCCAGAAAGACCUACGACCUCCUGACCUCUGGAUCCAUCAUGAGGAGAUGGAGCUGAAGAACAUAGAGAAGCCCUCGAGCUCCGCCCCCUCCGGCCGCGAGUCGCCCAAUCAGAGCGGCCAGGAGAUGGCACCAGUCAGCCACAGCCAAUCAGAGAGCCAGAUGGGCAGCAAGAGCAGCCACUCAGGUGCAGAUGGAGAUGAAGCUUCCAGCAGUAUUUCCACGUUAGAGCGAUCGUUAGCCGCCCGCAGGGCCACGCGCACCAAGAUGAUGAUUCCCAUGGACUCUCAGCCCAGCAACACACCGGUGGUGAGUGCCAUCCCAGUUCCCACGCUGGACAGCAGUCAGUAUCCAGGCAUCCUGCCGUCACCCAGCUGUGGAUUCACCACACACCCCAAAUUCACCCUGAGACCCAUGCAGUUCUCCACACUGAGCGUCGACCGCAGUUACGCGGCCGCGAUGUCAGCGGAGGGCUCUGCUCCAGUAGCCCCGCAGCAGCUGAUUCCCACGGCGCAGUCGGAGCCGUCGGUCUCGGAGGAGAUUCCCAGCCGCACCAUCCCGACCGCCUGUGUGCGGCCCACACAUCCCCUGCGCAGCUUCACCAACCCUCUCCUGCCUCCACCCAUGUGCACCAUCGAGCCCAAGGUCUACACGCCCAUGACAGGUGGGAGUUUACCCAAACCGCAGGUGAAGACGGCUUCUCUGGGUCAGGCUGGGAAGGCUCGCUCUCCGUUACUGCCCGUGUCAGUGCCGACCGCUCCGGAGACGGCUGAAGACGGACAGCAAGCGGACGAACUGCCCAGCUUGGACGAUCUGAGCGUGGAGAUGGCCAGUCUGGAAGGUCUGAUGAAGCAGCUCAGUGCCAUCACGGGUUCGGCCUUUUAACACACACACACACACACACACACACACAGAUGCAGAGGAGCGAACGCCUGGAACGAGGAAACACAGACUCUCUGGCGUUCACCUUCCUCUGAGAUCCACCUGAAGCCCUCAAACGGAAAUAUAAAAAGGGAAAAUGACUCCAAACCGAAUCUCUGCGCUGGAGAGCAAGCGUGUCUUUUCUAACACUGUCUGAGAUUUUAUACUGGUUUCUGAACACGGCCGUGUGAAUCCAUCCCACUGAACGCAGAUCCAUUCGGGAUGAAGACUCUCGAGUAUCGUCCGAUGGGAUCAUUAGUGAUUCAUCUCAAACCCGAUUGAUCGGAGUUGCCAAAAUGCAAACCCUCUGACUUUUCAUUGACAUCUUGCCAAUCUAUUGCUGCCAAAAUCCCUGGAACACUCUUUACUAGGGAACUGUGUAUUCAUAGAAGGAGGAGGUCGGACGCCGGACAUGCCAUCGGCUGGAUGAGAAAACACUGAUUUAGUUGCAGAUUUUCAUCUUAUUUGUCUUCACCUAUCUUUGUGAAUCUCUUUACUACACAAACGUCAUAUUGGUUUAUUAUUUCCCAGCGCUGUGCUCUUCGUUUCACAUCGUGUGUUUCCUGUCACCCACGUGUGCUGCCAAAAAUGAUUUUCCAGUAAAAAUAUCUAAAUGUUCUUAAAUCAAGAUGCAUUAACUUGAGAAGAAAAAUGCCGAGUUUUCUGAAAAAGUUAUAAAAAUGAAGUAAAUUUACACUUUUCACUUUAAAUUUUUCUGAACCCGUUGGGAGAUUUUUUUUCCUUCUUUUUCUGGUUUUAGGCAUAAAUUUACUUUAUUUUUACAAAAAUUUCUUAAAACUAGACUUAAUUUUGACACAUCAUAAGCUCUUUCAUUCAUCUCUACUAUUUGCGUUUAAAACCAUUUUAUAUUAGAGUUUUUAUGUGCCUAUACAUAUUUUCAUUCACUUUUUGGUCACUUUAUUUAUUUGCUGUGUUGCGAGAGAGAAGGAGGAUGAAAUGUGUCUCUAUAUUUGAUAUUUUUCUGUCGUUCAGAUGCUGUUUUUACAGAUGCAGCGAGCGAUUGAUGGACUGAUCGAUGGACUUGGGUUUCUACGAUAUAUUUAAUGUAUGAUUUCGAUCGUUUCUUUCACAGUAAUUUAUGAAGAGGAUGAGAUGAAUUGUAGAGCUUUUAUUUAACCCUUUAGGAGAAUAAAUGAUGAGGAAUUCUGGGACGGAUGUCACUGUGCUUUUGAAUGAAGAUAUCAUCAUUACACACAUUCAGCUGUCUGAUGUUUGUGUGUGUGUGUCGUGUUACAUGUGAUCGACAUCAUUCCUGAGAUCUGGAGACGUUUGGAUUCUCACACGUCUGAAAUCCAUCAGUAUUUUUCUUUCAGAAGCAUAGAGUCUGUGUCUGUCAUUCCCUCACACAGUCUGUUCAUCUUUCUCACAGGGAAGAAUCACAAUUCCUGCUUUAAUGGAAAAGUUCACAGGAAAAUAAAUGUUGUUCCAAACCAUGAAGAACUAAAGCAGAAUCUUCUCGCAGCUCUGUUCUGUUCACAGUGACGGACACAGUUGUGUCUAUGUAAUAUCUCACUUUUGAGAUUAAAAAAAGUUAACAUUUUAUGGCGGUAAAAAAAGGUUGCCAGAAAUUAAAUGAGUAAAGCAAGCAAAAUGUUUAUAUCCUGCUAUUCUGUCUUUAUUUCUCUGAGUUGCGAGUUCAUUUCUGACAGUUCUGAGUUAAUCAAGUCGGAUUUCUGAAUUCUAACAGAUUCUGAGCAAUUCUGAAAAAAAAAAAAGUCUCAAAAAAGUCAGAAUAACGAGAUAUAAACUUUAUAUAUUCUUUAUGUAUUUCAUUAUUUUGUCUCAGUUGUAAGUUUAUACCUCGCAGUUCUGACUUUUGUGUGAAUUGCAUUGUGCAAUUGUUGUGAAAUCAAAAGUAUCUUUUUAUUUUUAUUGCAGCUCAGUUCAUUUCAAGAUGAACACGGCACACAAGUCAUUUUAGUUUGCACCUUCAGUUGUGUAGAAUUGAGCGUCGUGGUCACGGUUCGUACCGGACGGGUUUGAGCAGCAUUCUCUUUCCAGUGAACUCUUCCUGUAACUGUGAUGUGAUUGAUCUCUGACAGAAUCACUUUUAUUACCCGCAUUGAUUAUAGAAUCAGAAGACAGCGCUGAGGAGCAUGAGCAAGCGUGUUAGAGACACGUUCUCCGCUCAUGAGAGGAGGAAUCAGUCUUAUGUGUAUUUUACUCCAUCCUUAAAUUGUCCAAUGUUAGUAUCGUUAAUCAAAUUAGAGUAGUGAUUGAGAUCUGAAAUGCGGUUUGCCUCCGGCUGUUUCUACCCAUGACCUUGUAUACGAUUACUGGUUUUUUAAUGCACUGUAGAACAGUCCAAUGUUCCUUUUUAUAUAGAAAUGUUGUUUGAAUGGUGCAUUGUUUUUGUUUGAUAAAU